AUGCUUCCUCCCGUCCCCAGACUCGCCGACUACGGUCUAUCCCCGAGACAUGGCUUCCUGCCUGAAACUCUUCCGUUGACUCGCUUGCCGGACCCUUACUACAACAAAUGGGAAGCCAUCGCCGCGAAUCUACAGGCUCUAGUCUUGACCCGUCGUCUUCGUGGCGUCGUCGACAAAUUGCCCGUCCUGUCUACCAUCGGCCUCGAGCAUGAAUCAGAAUGGCGUCGCGCAUACUCCCUCCUGUGCUUCAUGGCGCAUGCGUACAUCUGGGGAGGCGACUCGCCCGCCGAGAGACUACCCAUGGCUAUUUCAGUGCCGUUGCUAGAGAUCUCAGACCAUCUCGAGGUUCCUCCGGUAGCAACCUACGCAGCAGUUUGCCUGUGGAACUUUAAGCCCGUUUUUAUGAAUGAAGACAUCGACAACAUGGAGAACCUGGCUACGCUCAACACAUUUACCGGAUCCAUCGAUGAGUCAUGGUUCUAUCUCAUUUCCGUGGCAAUCGAGGCGCGAGGUGCCCCCAUUCUCGACCUCAUGCUCACGGCCAUCGCUGCCGCCCGAACAAACGACGCCAAGACAGUGACGCGCUGUCUCAUCGGUUUCGCAGAGCGCCUCACCGACCUCACAAACAUCCUGCAGAGGAUGCACGAGAACUGCGACCCCAUCGUCUUCUACCACCGGAUCCGCCCGUUCCUCGCCGGCAGCAAGAACAUGGGCGAAGCGGGCCUACCCAACGGCGUGUUAUACGAACAGGGCACAGGCACAGAAACAUACCGCCAAUACAGCGGCGGAAGUAAUGCGCAAAGCAGCCUGAUUCAAUUCUUCGACAUUGUCCUCGGCAUCCACCACCGGCCUACCGGCGAGAAGCAAAAUACGUCUUCCUCCGAGUCAGAACGCGAGGGACGUCACCCCGCCCCGAAGCACAACUUUAUCCAGGAAAUGCGACGGUAUAUGCCUGGUCCCCAUGCCCGGUUCCUCGCCGACGUGUCGCAGGUAGCGAAUAUCCGGGAAUUCGUGCAGGACAACAAGUCGAACCAGCAGCUGUGUCUCGCCUACGACGCCUGCCUCGCCAUGCUAAGCGCCUUUCGGGACAAGCACAUCGCCAUUGUCACGCGGUACAUCAUCACGCCGUCUAGAGAAGUCCGCGCGAGGAGUCGAUCACGGAGCAGAAAGCGCGUGAACCUGGCGGCUGCGUCGUCCAAGGCCCAGACAAAGGGACAGACCGGCACAGGCGGCACGGCGCUGAUUCCGUUCCUCAAGCAGGCGAGAGACGAGACUGGUGAGCCGGCCGUCGAGGAGUGGACGAGGUCGUUUAUGAAGAGGAAGCUGAGGGCGGAGUAUCAAGCCGAUCCGAUAUUCUCCAAGGACAGAAGUGUGGAAACGGAUGUGGAUGUCAAGGGCCUGGCUGGCUCAUGGACAAUGGAUGACGAAGUAGGUGGAAUUUGUUCAUUCUAA
This is a messenger RNA of Pochonia chlamydosporia 170, 1452 nucleotides long. Its product is annotated as indoleamine 2,3-dioxygenase subfamily. Gene Ontology annotation, cellular component: cytoplasm. Gene Ontology annotation, molecular function: heme binding; indoleamine 2,3-dioxygenase activity; metal ion binding. The coding region runs from base 1 to 1452 and encodes 483 amino acids. Gene Ontology annotation, biological process: 'de novo' NAD+ biosynthetic process from L-tryptophan. The transcript has a single exon. The record is from RefSeq and is a predicted model, not a curated record. NCBI's taxonomy places the organism in Eukaryota, Fungi, Ascomycota, Sordariomycetes, Hypocreales, Clavicipitaceae.